This is a messenger RNA of Haliotis rubra (blacklip abalone), 4203 nucleotides long. Its product is annotated as phospholipid-transporting ATPase ABCA3-like. Lineage: Eukaryota; Metazoa; Mollusca; Gastropoda; Lepetellida; Haliotidae. Gene Ontology annotation, molecular function: ATP hydrolysis activity; ATP binding; lipid carrier activity. Gene Ontology annotation, biological process: lipid transport; transmembrane transport. Gene Ontology annotation, cellular component: membrane; intracellular membrane-bounded organelle. The record is from RefSeq and is a predicted model, not a curated record.
GAGCGUGACGACAUAACUGGUACAACCGCAGCCAGCACAAGAUGGCUGAUUGAAACUGAAUCAUAUGAAGGCAUUACUCCCAUGAUAUCCAUUUGAGGGCGCUGUACUCACUGGCAGCCGGAUCACCUCGCCCUUCUCACAUUCAAGAGGAUGGUGUUUUGCAUAACUGGUUCAACUGAACCAUUUUCCCCGAGACAACAGUGAUGUGACAGGCUGCUCAAGGGGAGAGAACCAACGACGACACUGCCCUGAAACCUGGUCACUUGGCUGUAGGCACACCAACCAGGUGUCACUGAAACUCUCGUGGAAUUCACGUGACUCGGGAGUCAUCACCGUAAGGUGGGAGAUUAUUGAAAUGUCCUUUACCAUCGCGUUCACGACCUCUGCAUUCAUAUAGCGUUGUCUACCACAAAGAGGACCGGUAUAAGGCAGAUCAAGAUCAACAUGGCCUUCAUUCGGCAGCUCCGGCUGCUUAUGUGGAAGAAUUACCUUCUACAACGUAAAAAGAUUUGUGUGACAGUCUUUGAAGUUCUGUUACCUCUGCUGUUUGCAAUGAUAUUUUUCUUCAUGAGAUUUCUGGUAGAUAAGGGACCUACGCCAGCGAGAGUGUAUUACCCCAGCCAGGUGACAAGGCAACUGAAUAGUUAUAACUAUGAGGAGGUUCUGUUCACACCCAACAAUACCCUCAUCAAUGGGCUGAUUACGGGUAUCAACGAAACCGUUAACAACAAAACGUCCAUAUUUAGUUAUCAUUCAGACACACUUACGUUGAAAGGAUUUUCAUCGAGGAAAGAUAUGCUGGACUACUUCAGAUACAAUUCUGAACAAGUCGGCUUUGCUGUUGAAUUUGAAAACGUUGGACUGGCAGACACCGUCAUGCCCAAGAAACUGCGGUACGCCAUUCGUCCCAAAGGUCACCAAUAUGGAGGUUGGCACACCACUGAAAUUAGUUACUUCGGGGCUUUUCUGGAACCAAGAUCCAUCUUCAAUCCAGACUAUAGCGACUUUAUGAGACUGCAGCGUAUUUUUAACGAAGCCAUCAUCAAACAUUUCAACAAGAACUCAACUGCUACACUGCAGAACCUGGAUGUACAAAUGCUCCGAAUGCCAUACCCGCCUUACGUUACGGACGGUAUGAUUCUGCUGCUGCAGUACAUGUUUCCUGUGUUACUGAUACUGAGCUUCAUCCUGAUGGCCAUCCAGACAACAAAGGGAGUUGUCUAUGAGAAGGAAAGAAAACUGAAAGAAUCCAUGAAGCUGAUGGGUCUGAGAGCUUCAGCUCACUGGACGUCUUGGUUCCUGACCAGCUUUAUAUACAUGUUGGUUGUUAUGGCCCUGUAUAGUGUGCUGUGUGGAGUUAACGCAAGUGAAAAAGGACCUGCUCUGGCCGAAUCAGAUCCCACCCUGUUCUUUGUGUUCCUUCUCUGUUACGGCGUCUCCAUCAUCUCCUACUGCUUCAUGAUCAGCGUCUUCACUCAAAGAGCAAACAUCGGAGCAACUCUCAGCGGGAUUGUGUUUUUCAUCUCCUACUGCCCGUACUUCUACCUAGCUCUCAUUUACCGAAACAUGUCGAGGCCAGCUAAGUUGGCUUCCUGUCUCCUGUUCAACGUGGGAAUGGCCUUUGGUGCAAAUGUCAUAUCACUCUAUGAAGGAGCUGGCUCUGGUGUGCUGUGGUCGAAUUUCCAUGAGCCCGCUACUGUGGAUGACAACUUCUCCCUGUUGGACGCCAUGUUGAUGUUGCUAGGCGACACGGUAAUUCAUCUCCUCGUCACCUGGUAUCUGGACAAUGUCUGGCCAGGGGAGUUUGGUGUGCCGAAACCAUUCUACUUCCCCUUUACCGGCUCCUAUUGGUGUGGAACUAAGCAGACCAAUGCUGAUUAUCCAAGUAGUCAGCUCUUGGAUGAGAAGCACUUUGAGACGGAACCAACUGGUAUGAAGACUGGAAUAUCCAUCCAAAAUCUCAAAAAGGUGUUCGGUUCCGGAUCUAAGAAGAAGGUAGCUGUGGAUGGGAUGAGUCUCAACAUGUUCGAGGGUCAGAUCUCUGUUCUCCUGGGUCACAACGGCGCUGGAAAAACUACAACCAUGUCUGUUCUUACAGGUUUCAUUCCUGCAUCUGGAGGCACCGCCAUUGUGAACGGCAACAUCGACAUCCAGAGUGUCCGGCAGAGUCUAGGUCUCUGCCCUCAACACAACAUCCUGUUUGACAGCCUGACUGUCCAGGAACAUCUGGAGUUCUUUGCCUGUUUGAAAGGCUGUCCGACCAAGAAUGUUCAAUCUGAAGUGACCACUGUGAUAAAUGAUGUUGGCUUGAGUAUGAAGAGAUUCACAGAGUCUCAGCAUCUCUCUGGAGGACAGAAGAGGAAGCUUUCUGUUGGCAUUGCUCUGAUUGGAGGAUCCAAGAUCGUUAUCCUGGAUGAGCCGACUUCCGGUAUGGAUCCUGCAUCCAGAAGACAGACAUGUGACAUCCUUCAGAGGAACAAGCAGGGCCGGACCAUGUUGCUGACCACUCAUUUCAUGGACGAGGCUGACCUUCUGGGUGACCGCAUCGCCAUUAUGUCAGAAGGGGUGGUCAAGUGCUGUGGAACAUCCUACUUCCUGAAGAAGCUCUAUGGGGCUGGCUACCACCUGGUGAUGAUGAAGGAACCCACCUGUCAGGUGGCAUCAGUGACGGCAGUUGUCCAGCAGCACGUCCCUACAGCAGUCAUGGAGGGUGAGAUCAAUGCUGAACUCUCCUACCUGCUGCCUGAUGACCAGUCAGCCAAUUUUGCUGCUCUCUUCAAUGAGAUUGAAACACAGAGGGGAAAGCUUGGCAUAUCUAGCUUUGGUGCAAGUGCAACUACCAUGGAGGAAGUGUUUCUCAAAGCGGGUGAGGAGGAACAAGAGUGUGGAAAUGCCAAUGAAGAUUAUCCUACAGGAUCAAGAAACAAUUUGAUAUCAAGCGGAAUAUAUGGUUGGAGCAAUGAAAAUUAUGAACUGAGAGACAGGGGCACGGCUGAUAUGUUAGCAUUCAACCAGGGCUUCACAAAAACCAGAGGAAUACUCCUGGAGUUAUCCCGCUUCAGAGGAAUGUUUGUAAAGAAGGCUCUUCACACAUGGAGGAACAAGACCAUCACCAUUGUCCAGCUUCUGUUGCCGGUUAUUUUCACCAUUGCUGCCCUGGCUAUCAGCAAAGUGGAGCCUGGAGAAGCUGUCGAGGUUCCAUUAACUUUACACUUGGCACCAUUCAAAGGCACCUACGUCCCAUAUCUUUAUGGUCCAAACCAAAGCAGCUCGGACCAUCUGUCACAGGCCUUUGCACAAACAUACCAUGAUCAGUUAGUAGGGACUGAAAACAAACCUGAGAUGAUAAAUGUGUCGAAACAUGAUGUGACAAGCUAUUUCCUAUCAAGAGCAAAAGACCUUGGAAUCGGAGGAUACAACAAGAAAAUGAUCAUUGGAGCUCAGUUCAAAUCUAAUAAAGAAGCAAUUAGUUUUUUUAAUGGACAAUCCUAUCACAGCCAGCCCAUAUCUUUGUCGUUCAUGAUGAAUGCAAUCCUAAAACAUUUUACAUCUCAAGAUCAUUCCAUCAUAACAAUCAACAACCCACUUCCAUCUGAUGCCCAAAAAACAUCGGAAACAUCAUUUGUAGCAGUACUUUAACUUGGCUUUUCUGUGGCUUUUUGUCUUAUCUUCGGCAUGGCCUUCCUAACUUCUUCCUUCGUGUACUUUCUCAUCAAGGAGAGAUUGGUGGGCGCCAAACAUCUUCAGACUGUCAGUGGAGUUGGACCGUUUGUCUUCUGGUUGUCCAACCUGGCCUGGGACUACAUCAACUACCUGAUUCCAUCCUUUUUGCUGUUGAUUGUGUUUGCUGGAUAUCAGAUACCAGCAUAUACCGAAGAUGGGAGAUUGGGCAUCGUGUUCCUCGUCCUGCUGGUGUAUGGUUUGGCAGUUCUGCCAUUCAUGUAUGCACUUCAAUAUAUGUUCAAGUCGCCUCCUACCGGGAUGGUUGUCAUCAUCAUCUUAAAUAUCAUCACAGGUCUUGCAACCCUGUUAACAGUCCUCAUGCUGACCCUCUUAGGAGAGGAAACUGAGGCAAAUAUCACUGACUGGGUGUUUCUCCUCCUUUUUCCUCACUACAGUUUUGGCAAGUCCUACAUGGAUAUGUACAGCCACUAUCGGUACCAGGAAGGUCGGUUUUCAUGUUUACUUCUAUAGACAUAGACU